GUUUUGCUUCUUGAGGAACUGUGGCUGUGUGUUCUCUGAACGUGCUCUCAAAGAAAUUAAAUCAGAAGUUUGUCACAAGUGUGGUGUUCCCUUUCAAGAGGAAGAUGUGAUUAUCCUUAAUGGUAAUAAAGAAGAUGUGGAAGUAUUGAAGAAAAGAAUGGAGGAUAGAAGACUUAAAAGUAAAUUAGAAAAGAAAUCAAAGAAGUGUAAGUCAGCAGAAUCAGCUUCUCAGCAAGAUACCGCUGAAGAUUCUCCAGGUCCAUCAAAGACUAAGAAUGGAAGGGAUUGUGUCAAUUCCAGUUCUGGGGAAAAGAGGCAGAUUAUCUUCACCAAAAGUUCAGAUAAUGGAAAUUCAUCUGUACCAGGAAAAGUCAAUAAGGCUUCUUCUGCUACUGCGAAGAGAUCCAUUGCAGACAGCGAGGAGAAAUCUGAGGCAUACAAAUCUAUUUUUACAUCACACAGCUCAGCAAAACGUUCAAAGGAAGAGUGUUCCAAUUGGAUUACUCACACAGCAUACUAUUUCUGAAACAAUGAUGAGCCUGAUUGUAACAUUCAUUACUGCUUUCCUUCCCUAAGGCUUUUUCUGUACAACUCUGAUACAGAACUUUUGUUGUAAUCUGAUGUUAUCUGGGAUUACUCAGUUUGUAAGUUGUUUAUAAACUUGUGAAUAACGAAUGAACUUGUGUUAGUUGCAACUUCUGUUAAAUAAGAAAUAGAUCACCAG
This is a messenger RNA of Fulmarus glacialis (Northern fulmar), 724 nucleotides long. Its product is annotated as protein RTF2 homolog. The annotation marks the transcript as partial. Gene Ontology annotation, cellular component: nucleus. Lineage: Eukaryota; Metazoa; Chordata; Aves; Procellariiformes; Procellariidae. Gene Ontology annotation, biological process: site-specific DNA replication termination at RTS1 barrier; mitotic DNA replication termination. The transcript has 5 exons. The record is from RefSeq and is a predicted model, not a curated record.